Molecule: messenger RNA, 3363 nt
Organism: Acanthosepion pharaonis
Lineage: Eukaryota; Metazoa; Mollusca; Cephalopoda; Sepiida; Sepiidae
Source: the annotation of a GenBank genome assembly
AUGACAUUUGCCUGGGGUGAAGAGACUUCAUUGAGUCACAGUUGUCAAGGCGUAGACAGUUAUUGCCAGUCUGCUGUUGCCGAAGACAAAAAGUUGUCCAGACGUCAACAGCAGGAACAGUAUCGACGAAACGAAAAGAAGGAACGAAAGCAGAAAAACAUCAGUAUUACGUCGCUCCCGACAAUGCCGACCUCGUCUCUUCGGAGUAUUCUGAAGCCGUCAACCUCGGAUGAUAAUUUGGUGUGUAGUAAUUACUUGGAUAAACGAGUUCGGAUUGAAGAUAUAAACGGGACCGCGCCUCCCGGAGUGCGAGCUUACUGGAUGCGCGAACGCCAGCUGAGAAAGAGUUUAAAGAGAGGAAAGAAAGUACAGUUUCACGAGAAUUCAGAGCAUUCCAAGCGUAGGGUAGCUAGCUACGGCCCCAACUCACGUCACAACGGAAACGAAGUGUUUUAUGACGAAGACGACGACAGCGACGAAAGGCUCAUACCAAUGGUGUUAAAAAGCGACGAGGAAUCUUAUUGCAAGAAACGGGCGUCGACACCAGUGCCGACCCGGCGUUCAAAAACAGGAAUUUCAAAAAACGGCGCCGAAAAGAUUAAGAGAGAUGACCAGUAUGUCUCGGCUCAAAGCACAGUACCAAAUAUGGGAAGUACCCAAGAUCUCUGUGACGGCAGCAGCAGUAGCAACUACAGCUAUUGUCCGAACGAGAUAGUGACACAUCUAGACUGUCCGAAGAUGGUAUCGAGCCCGCUAGACGCCGAACGAUGCAUGUUCGUUCGUAGCUGCGUAAAAGUAGCCGGCGACCCCGAUGAAGAUAUAAUCGCUUUUAACGCCAUUCGUCGACAAAGCAUAAACCGUAUGAACGCAUUUAUGCGGAGUUCUGGAAGAUAUUCCCAAAGAGGCUACCACGCAUAUUCGUCCGCCAUGAACCGAAGGAUUAACGCCUCUACACGGAGAAGCGUCCGCGGCAAUCCUAACUUCGGGGACGGUCUUGAUUCUAUGGGCCGUCCCAGCAAUCAUAUUCACGUGCCGUUAGCAGCUGUUUACGCAAACGAUUUCGCACGUUCCUCCCUCCGUCUGAGCAGCCGAGGUGUUCCAAGCAGUUGGACCGCCCCGGGCAGAGAGAUACCUUAUCAGGACUCAUUCAGUCGGGCUUAUGGAGGAUUCGAACGAUCCUACGUCCGGGGUUCGCGCCGUAGCAAGCAUACGGGGAGCGCGAGCAAGCAAGAUGGAGCGAUGAUCCGGGGUUCCACUCGCCGGCAAAGCCACCGACGUCGACCCGGUCUUGAAAAUGUCGUCUUUGCCGACGCGCGCGAAUCAACCCGUCGCACGCGACAGCGGCGAGAAGACAGAGAGCCGGACGGUCGACACCGUCAGCCGGCCAAAGAGAGCGCCGAGAACCGACCGGAGAAGCUGCCAGAGACUCAGCCUCAACCCCCAGUCACUCAUCUAUCCGCUAACCAACCAGACUGGCCAUCGUCCAGUUCCUCCUCGCCUUAUUUUGUACGACCCGCGGCACAGGUUAAGAAAACGGUUCAGGAAGAGACGAAAAUCACGCCAGAACAACCUUUGCCGCCGGCGACACCAACGGCUCCUAAGACGCAGGAUAUCAAAAGUGAUUUUAUUCGUCAGGAAGACACAUUGGAAAUCACUUACGAAAGCCCAACGAAACAGCUCGAGAUAAACAUGUCUACAGUACCCGGAGGAGGUGGUGUGCCAACGGUUGGGGGAGAGGUUAAUAUGCAACGUCAUGUGAUGUUACCUUUAGCGGAAGAAGUAGCUGCCGGAGCCUUGAGACGUUCGGCUCGUCAGAAAAAGCGGGGUAUUGCCUACUUUACAUUUCGAAGAGGAAGAGAGGAAGUUGUCAGUGAUUUAGAGGUAAUUACAGAAGAUCAACUUGGUAGACAUUCGCCGGCUUGUAGGGUCUCUACAGACGGUCAUUGGUCGGCCCCUGAAUCAAGAACAGUUGCAACCCGUCCUGCAGUUCCUCCCAAGCCACCACCCCGCCCUGGAAAAGUCUUAACCCCACAAAACGCAGUGACCCCUCUGCCUGUUUUAACGGAAACGAUGCCUCAUAAAGAACCUGCUAAAAUGAAUCAAGCUCCUGUAAGUUCAAUUCUGUUGGCUGGGCCACCGAAGAAAUCGUCAAAUGUCGUCGAUAACGAGCCAAUAUCUAUGGUAAAUGCCGCUCAAGAACUCGAGAAGCAGUUGGCGUUCAUCGCUCGGCGACGUCCGCCCGUGAUUCCGCCGCCAGAUUCGGCUUCGGUUCCGGUGCCGAGGGUGGACAAUUCAAAGGAGACAGAAUCCAAUGCGAAGCCGGAUAAAUCAAAGAAGCCGCUGAAAAAGAAGAAAAAAGAAGAGGAAAAAAAGACGAAGAAGAAAGAAGGGAAAGAGAAGAAAGAAAAAGAGAAGAAGAAGAAGAAGGAGAAGAAGAAAAAGAAGAAGAAAAAGGACAAGGUGAAAGAGAGAAGAACGUCCGAAAGCGGCGACGACGCCUCUGGCGACAAAACGAAAUCAACGCCGGAGGGCGCUCGGCGGACGGCGAACGCAAAUGCUAAAACAGCAUCCAAAAAGAUACCCCUGAAACCACCCCGAAAAUCGGUCUCCGUGGCCGCAAACGAGAACCGUCAGACUGGCCGUCCGACUGACCACAACACUGACGAACAGGGGCACUUGACUGUGAUCCAGGUUGUCAACUCAGCGGCUGGGACUGACGAAGACGGUGCCGCCUCUGAAGGAAGUAGACUUAAAAGCGAAUCGGGUUUUACACGCCUCUCUCGAAAGAUCUCCCAUCGUGUGGGGACCUGGGGUAAGGAUUUUAAGCGGCUGCUUAGCUUCCGCAGGGAAAAGCCACGCGAUGAUACUUCAUCUGUAGGUGAAGAUGAAAACACAGACUUCAAUAAGGUCACAGAUCAACCGGAGGAGGUGGCUCAACCUGUGCCAAACGCAGUCGUUGACAACAAAACAAUGAAUGCAUCAGGCGCAUACCUACCUGCACAGACUCACCCUAAAACGCCUUUGUUACCCCCUAAAUGUACCCCAGUACCCGUACCACAGCCGCCACCUUAUAUCUCUGCUAACAAGGCUGAUGAAAACUUCUGGCUGCACCAUUUUUUUUUUAAAAAUUGUUUCUUCUCUUUUCUUUCUUUCUUGUUCGACAUUUUUUUAAACUAUUUUUAUCGUUUUACGCUUUUCUCUUCUUUCUUUCUUUCUUUCUUUCUUUUCCUCUGUCUUGCUUUUUACACUGACCUUUCUUUCUUUCUUUCUUUCUUCCUUUUUUUCUUUCUUCCUUUCUUUCUUUCUUUCUUUCUUUUUACAUUGACCUUUCUAUCUUUCUUUCUUUCUUUCUUUUUACAUUGA